GUGAUUGGUCGGCUGAGUGCUGCUGUCUGCUGUCUGUCUGGUCGCUGCUAAAGACGAGAGAUUCACGUUAUUGUCACUUGGACGUCGCAACAAUGUCCGAGGAGCGAUCUGAGAGAUCCGAUGGGAAGGUGGUGAAGAUGGAGAUUGACUACAGUUCAACUGUAGAUCAGCGCCUCCCGGAAUGUGAAAAACUGGCCAAAGAUGGGAAGCUACAGGAAGCCACCGAGAGCUUGUUGUCACUGGAGAAGCAAACCAGAACAGCAUCAGACAUGGUGUCCACAUCCAGAAUCCUCGUGGCUGUGGUCCAGUUGUGUUAUGAAGCGAAGGACUGGGAUGCUCUGAAUGAGAACAUCAUGUUACUCAGCAAAAGGCGGAGUCAGCUCAAACAGGCUGUUGCAAAGAUGGUGCAAGAAUGUUACAAGUAUGUGGAUGCUAUGACGGAUCUGACCAUCAAGCUGAGACUUAUUGACACCCUCCGCACUGUCACUGCAGGCAAGAUCUAUGUAGAAAUUGAGCGUGCCAGGCUCACGAAGACCCUGGCAGGUAUCAAAGAGCAGAGUGGAGAUGUGAAAGAGGCUGCUUCCAUUCUGCAGGAACUGCAGGUGGAGACAUAUGGCUCUAUGGAAAAAAAGGAGAAAGUGGAAUUUAUCUUGGAACAGAUGAGACUUUGCAUCGCUGUUAAGGAUUACAUUCGCACCCAGAUCAUCAGCAAGAAGAUUAACACCAAAUUUUUCCAAGAGGACGGCACAGAGGAGCAGAAGUUGAAGUAUUACAACCUGAUGAUUCAAGUGGACCAGCAUGAGGGCUCCUACCUGUCCAUAUGCAAACACUACAGGGCCAUUUAUGACACCCCCUGCAUCUUGGAGGACAGCAGCAAGUGGCAACAGGCUCUGAAGAGUGUGGUGUUGUACGUGAUCCUCGCUCCUUAUGACAACGAGCAAUCAGACCUCGUGCACAGAAUUAAUGCUGACAAGAAAUUGGAAGAAAUCCCUAAAUACAAGGACCUUUUAAAGCAGUUCACUACGAUGGAGUUGAUGCGCUGGACCUCUCUGGUGGAGGACUAUGGGAAGGAGCUGAGAGAGGGAUCCCCAGACAGCCCUGCAACAGAUGUCUUCUCUUAUUCAGAGGAGGCGGAGAAACGGUGGAAGGAUCUGAAGAACAGGGUGGUGGAGCAUAACAUCAGAAUAAUGGCUAAAUAUUACACCAGAAUCACAAUGAAGAGGAUGGCUGGGCUGCUUGACCUCUCUGUUGAUGAAUCAGAGGAGUUCCUCUCCAGCCUAGUUGUAAACAAGACCAUUUACGCCAAGGUUGACCGACUCGCUGGCAUCAUCAACUUUCAGAGGCCCAAAGACCCCAACGACCUGCUCAACGACUGGUCGCACAAACUCAACUCGCUCAUGUCUCUGGUCAACAAAACCACACAUCUGAUCGCCAAGGAGGAGAUGAUCCACAACUUUCAGUAACAUGACGACAGAAUGCCUGAUUUUAUGUUUUGAAUAAUAUUUUCUCCUGUUUUUUGUGAUGGCUUCAGUUUUUUUUUUGAACAUAUGUUAUAUUGGCACAAUAUCACUGCAGUCUUGUUGCAAUGUUAUCUGAAAAAAAUAUCUGGCCCUUAGUGUUCCUUUUUUUUCUUUCUUUAAUUUUCUCUUUUUUUAUUAUUACUGUCCUGUAAAGCAUUGACAAUAAACUCAUGAACACCUCC
Molecule: messenger RNA, 1702 nt
Organism: Cololabis saira (Pacific saury)
Lineage: Eukaryota; Metazoa; Chordata; Actinopteri; Beloniformes; Belonidae
Gene: psmd12
Product: proteasome 26S subunit, non-ATPase 12
Exons: 11
Coding region: 93-1463 (456 amino acids)
Cellular component (GO): cytoplasm; nuclear proteasome complex; proteasome regulatory particle, lid subcomplex
Source: RefSeq, a predicted model, not a curated record